CUUCCCAUAUAUCUCUCCCAAAACCCUCAAUAUCAUUCUUUGAUAUAUAUACAUACACAUAUAUAUUCCCACCAUCUUCACACACUUAAUUCACACACACUUUCAUCAUGAUCAGUCUCUCAGAUUUCUACCAUGUCAUGACAGCCGUGGUUCCUCUCUAUGUUGCCAUGUUCUUAGCUUAUGGCUCUGUCAAAUGGUGGAAGAUUUUCACCCCUGAUCAAUGCUCAGGCAUCAACCGUUUCGUUGCGCUUUUCGCGGUUCCGUUACUCUCAUUUCACUUCAUUUCGUCCAACAAUCCUUACAAAAUGAACUUACGGUUCAUUUUAGCCGAUACCCUUCAAAAACUUGUCGUGCUGGGGUUGCUCACACUCUGGAGCAACCUCAGCAAGACGGGUAGUUUAGAAUGGUCGAUAACGUUGUUUUCGUUAUCGACCUUACCUAAUACCCUCGUUAUGGGCAUUCCUUUACUUAAAGGAAUGUAUGGUGGUGAAUCUGGGAGCUUAAUGGUUCAAGUAGUUGUGUUACAAUGUAUUAUUUGGUAUACUUUAAUGUUGUUUUUAUUUGAGUUUCGUGGGGCUAGGUUGUUAAUUAAUGAACAGUUUCCGGGUCAAGCUGGGUCCAUUGCUUCAAUCCAUGUUGAUUCGGAUAUUAUGUCGUUGGAUGGGCGACAUGUGUUGGAGACAGAAGCAGAGAUUAAAGAGGAUGGAAAGCUUCAUGUUACUGUUAGGAAAUCAAAUGCGUCAAGAUCAGAUGUUUUCUCUAGGCGUUCACAAGGGUUUGGGGCUACGACGCCCCGUCCUUCUAAUCUGACGAAUGCAGAGAUUUAUUCUCUGCAGUCGUCAAGAAACCCGACCCCAAGAGGGUCGAGUUUUAAUCAUACUGAUUUUUACUCAAUGGCGGGUGGUGGUGGGAGGAAUUCAAAUUUUGGGGCUUCAGAUGUGUAUGGUCCUCCUGUAUCAAGAGGACCCACACCACGACCUUCCAACUAUGAAGAGGAAGGUGGAGCAAGUGCUGCCAAUAAUAAGUCACGUUUUCAUCACGGGAUGCCAGGUGGAAAUUACCCAGCACCCAACCCAGGAAUGUUUUCCCCUUCAACGGGGAAACCAAGUGUACCGUUGACCAAAAAGGCCAACGGGCAAAAAGCCGACGAGGGUUCAAAUGAUCUACAUAUGUUUGUUUGGAGCUCUAGUGCUUCCCCGGUUUCCGAUGUAUUUGCGGCUCGUGAAUAUGGUGCAGUCGACCCACCAACCACGAAAGAACUAAAAGUGCCAAUAUCGCCCGUAAAAGGUAAUGGAGAAGAGUAUGUGGAGAGUUACGGAAAUAACAACAUAAGCAUCGAGAGGACAGGAAAAGGCGUCGUUGGUGGCAAGGCAAUGCCACCAACGAGCGUGAUGACACGACUUAUACUGAUAAUGGUGUGGAGGAAAUUGAUAAGGAACCCAAACACAUAUUCAAGCUUGAUUGGUCUCACUUGGUCUCUAGUAUCUUUCAGAUGGAAUGUUGAAAUGCCAGCCAUCAUAGCAAAGUCGAUAUCAAUACUGUCUGAUGCAGGACUUGGCAUGGCUAUGUUCAGUCUUGGAUUGUUUAUGGCAUUGCAACCAAGGAUAAUAGCAUGUGGGAAUUCGGUGGCAGCUUUUUCAAUGGGUGUGAGAUUCCUUACGGGUCCAGCUGUCAUGGCUGCCGUUUCCCUCAUUGUUGGCCUUCGCGGCGUUCUCCUUCGUAUCGCCAUUGUCCAGGCAGCUUUACCACAGGGAAUUGUCCCCUUUGUGUUUGCAAAAGAGUACAAUGUCCACCCUGAUAUUCUAAGUACUGGGGUUAUAUUUGGGAUGCUAAUAGCAUUACCCAUCACACUUGUGUACUACAUUGCACUUGGUGUAUCAAAAUAGACAUCGUCACAAUUUGGUGGAAAAUACGUCGACACUAAUGCUGGAAAGCAGUUGUUUAUGUAGUUUUCAGGUCAUUAGAUGCUAGAAAUAGUAUAAAAAGAAAAUUUAUCGCGGUUGUUUAUUGGGGUUGGUUCCACAUUGUUUAGUCGAGUUGAUGUUAUACGAAAACAUGGUAAAAACUCGCCUUGGUGAUGGUAGUUUGUGUAUUUAUGUUGCAUUUACAUGUCA
Molecule: messenger RNA, 2114 nt
Organism: Erigeron canadensis
Lineage: Eukaryota; Viridiplantae; Streptophyta; Magnoliopsida; Asterales; Asteraceae
Product: auxin efflux carrier component 1
Exons: 6
Coding region: 108-1886 (592 amino acids)
Biological process (GO): auxin polar transport; auxin export across the plasma membrane
Cellular component (GO): endoplasmic reticulum; plasma membrane
Molecular function (GO): auxin efflux transmembrane transporter activity
Source: RefSeq, a predicted model, not a curated record